Messenger RNA from Mycena citricolor, 1701 nucleotides. The record is from the annotation of a GenBank genome assembly. NCBI's taxonomy places the organism in Eukaryota, Fungi, Basidiomycota, Agaricomycetes, Agaricales, Mycenaceae.
UCGUCCUUUCAAGUUUCUGCUACGAUGGGGGACUCUCCGACCUCAGGCUCUCCGUCGGCUUCGUCGUCGUCAUCGGGCUCGGAGUACACACCCGAUGCUCUCCAAUCGCCUUCUCCCCGCUACCUCCGGUCGUGCCACAUAUCGCGGCCUCCGCUCGGUGCACAUGGGCGCCCGCCCGUCCACUCUAUCGUCACAUCCUCUCCUUCCGCAAGCACGAGCGCUCAUCCGGUGCGCCCCACGACGGACAUACGCGUCAGCUCCUCCGCGGCUGGGGUCCAGCCCAAUCCAGCGGGCGAGAAGAACCAGUUCCGGGUGCUAGUGAGGCAGCAGCCGACCGCUUUGGCUUCGGGUUCGUCGUUCGGCCCCAGCGGAAAGCUCAAGGCUAAACCACCCCGGGUUUUCGACACUAGCGACGACAUGAUGGAAGCCCUUCGCUUAGCCUGCGAUGAAAAUUUCGAGGUCGACUUCAGCGCGUCGUUCCUCGUCCCCCAGGUCGACGCUGAGUCUGUCUCAGACAAAGAGCGCGUCCGUCUAGCCUCCUUGGAUGUGUGGAAAGCCACCGGCUACCGAUUCACAGUGAAAGACCACCCGCGCACAGAUCGCGGGCACAAAACACGCCUGUGGUGCUCGCAGGACAUCGCGCGCCGCGCCAAGACCCGCGCGCUCUCCGACGCCUCGGCGCGCCAGACCGAGGCGUGCGCGAAGCAGCGCUUCUCGUGCCGCAGCCGGCUGAUGAUCACCUGUCUCCCUGAGGGCGCGCAGGGGACGAAGGUCGUCACCGUGCGGCUGCACCACUACGAGCGGCACGAAGGCUAUCCGCGCGACACCACGCCGGACACCGCGGUCUCCCCGCAGACGGAUGUCGCUGGGGCGGCGGCGUCGGGUUCUGACCAGCUGCGGAUGGAGAGUCCGACGCCGGAGCAGCAGCAGCAGCGGUAUGCGCCCCCGGAGGAUCCCGAGCCACGGCAGCUGCAGCACGUGGGCUCUGCUUUUAUGCAGGGCGUCAAUGGCCCGCUCCCGACGCACAUGCUUUCUCUACCGGACGACGGAUUGCACGCUGAUUGGGAGCCCUCAAUUGAUCCGUCGAUGACGAUGACGUCUGCGCUGCAUUCCCACUUCCCCCAUCAGCCGGCGAUACACCUCCCGGCCGAAAGCCCCCUUGCCAUAGCUCCGCCCCCGCCGCCGUCUGUGGCGACGGCGAGCCACAUCUCCUCCCUAGAUUACCACCGCAUGGACACCCAAAAUCUACAGUACACGCAGUCCUCCCAGCCACACCACCCCCUAAUGAUGACACAGCCAGCGCUAGACGACCCGGUCGCAGAAUACCCGCCCGACCUGACGCUUACGACGGAAGAGUUCCGGCGUCGGAUGGUCCGGCACAUAUCGCAGAUCCGCCAGUUCGCAGAUGGACUGGAAUACCAACUGCAGUUCAACGACUACCGCAUGCUGGCUGCGCUCGAGAUCCAGGCAGCGCCGUUUGUGGCGCUGGUGCAGAGCUGCCUGCGUACCGAGGGCAGGAUGGGUUGAUUGUCGGCUGUUGUUUUUUACGUUCUCCUUUUCGCGCGCAUCGUUGGUCGGGCACUGCGCUGAUGGGUUUUGUUGUUGCUGUCGCUGUUGUUUCGUUUUCUCUCAGUGUAUGGCUGCCGCCGGUGUAUUUCUAGCUUCGUUCGUGAUGUACUACUAUAUACAGUGAGCUGUAUU